UAUUGAUUAAUCGCAUACGUGCAGAAAGGCGUGUUUACACUACGACAUGUACUUGAUAUGAACUUGAGGAAGGCGAGCUAUUUUUUCUAUACACUCGGAAGAGACGAGCUAGCAGCAUGUUCUCCAGACUGUCCGCCAAGUUACUACGUCCCACGGCUGUCCGAUCGUCCGUGAUCAGAAAGUUCGGCGGGGGAGAAAGUCCUUACGAAAAGGUAUUCACUCGGGAGAGCGUGCUUCACCCCGCACAUGCAGUCAAGGAUAUAGGGCUGGUGUUUGUAGUGAUGGUGACGGGAUUCGGAAUGACGGCUGCGGUGACAUACCCUAUAUAUUAUCUGUGUACAAGCCUGGACAUAACACUGAACAGAUCCAGACCGUACACAUGGCUGGAUGACGUCAGACCAGGCCAUAAAGACGUGUUAAUGGGUAGGAGAACGUUUGGGGACAUGCACGAAGACAUAAAGACUAUACGAAGCGUUCUCAGUAACCCUAACAAUGAACAAUUGAUGAGUCAAAAACAGCUCGCCGAGAAAGUGACGGAGUUAAACAACCCCAAGCCAGCAGCGUAAACAGACGAAUUUGAACUGUCGUGUUGUAAAUGUGUAACUGAUAAGGUGUGAGUUACAUCAGAGUGACACGUGAUGUACUAGUGUCACGUGGUGUACCAGUGUGUCACGUGAUGUACCAACAUUUAACGUGAUAUAUGUAUCUAUAGAAAGCUAGUGUUUGCAGUGCAGCGUAUUGGUAUCAAUUUACUGUCAUGUUAUCGUCACACUGCAGGGACCACAGAAAAUCACGCUGUACGUGAUGCUGUAUCAGUACAUACAAAUUAUUACUUUUCUUGGAGCUAUUUCCCCUUAAGCAGUGCUAGAAAGACAAGAAUGUUAUAUAGUCGUGCUCGUUUGAUCACAAAUAACCUCCAUGUUUAACAAAUCCAAGUUUCAGAAUUUGUACAAAUACUGAUUUCACUAAAUUACGUUAUGACUGGCAUCACUCGUUAACAUGAACUUCAAAUUAUAGCCAAAGAACACCAUAAUUAAACGGCAAUGCAAUAUGUUUUCAGCUGCUAUCACGAGCUACGUCAACUUCCUCUACUCACAGCAAAUAGCGGCAACAAUAUAAUGGUUGAUUCAAAUUUGUAGUAGGUCUUGAAAUUAUGUUAUAGUUAAAGUUUGUCUCAAUCUAAAAUAUGUGAGGUUUGUUGAAAUAACGACGUCUGUAUGACUGAGCAACUGUACACAGUUUUCAGAGUCAAUUACUGAACUCAAACUCAGUUAAUGCACUCAAAGUCAAUUACUGAACUCUAACUCAGUUAAUGCACUCAGAGUCAAUUACUGAACUCUAACUCAGUUAAUGCACUCAGACUCAAUUACUGAACUAAAACUCAGUUAAUGUACUCAGAGUCAAUAACUGUACGCAGAGUCAAAAAAUGCACUCAAACUCAAUCACUGUACUCAGAGUCAAAAACUGUACUCUGAGUCAAUAACUGAACUCAAACUCAAUCACUGUACCCAGACUCAAUAACUGAACUCAAACUCAAUCACUGUACUCAGAGUCAACAAUUGUACGCAGAGUCAAAUACUAUGCUCAGAGUCAAUCACUACUCAAAUUCAAUCAUUGUACUCCCAUCAAUCACUGUACUCAGAGUCAACAAUUGUACGCAGAGUCAAAAACUAUACUCAGAGUCAAUCACUAUUCAAAUUCAAUCAUUGUACUCCCAUCAAUCACUGUACUAAGAGUCAACAACUGUACUCAGAGUCAAAAACUAUACUCAGAGUCAAUCACUACUCAAAUUCAAUCAUUGUACUCAGAGUCAUUCCCUGUACUCAGAGUCAACAAUUGUACGCAGAGUCAAAAACUAUACUCAGAGUCAAUCACUACUCAAAUUCAAUCAUUGAACUCGCAGUAAUCUAUGUACUCAAAUUCAAUCACUGUACUCAGAGUCAUUCCCUGAACUCAAACUCAGUUACUGUAUUCAGAGCCAGCUGUUUUACUUUUAUAAAACCAGACUCAACUAUGUCAAACAAUCAAACUCAAUUAUAAAAUCAAAAUCUGUCGCAUUGUCGUAAACCAACUCAGCUUCCCUACUUACUCGGAAUUUAUGUCAUGUUUUGUUCUGUGUUAUGAUUAACGGAGUGAGUCCCUCCAGUUGAUACAGUUUCCUAUAUAAACAGAGGCACGUAUAAUUUGUGUAUAAUUCAUUUGAGUUACGUCACUUAAACACUACUACAGAUAUUGCAGCUAUUGUAAGUACAAUUACAAAUAUCACGACUAGUUGCACAGUUUUAUUAUCAAAAGGUCCCGAAAUAGAUCGCGACGGCGGGGAUUUUUAUGCUGCAGUGACUAAGCAAGUGAUUUCAAUUCAGAGAAACAAAUCCGAUUACAACACAGAACGCAGGUAUUCUCUACUUUAACAACCAAUGAAAUCAAACACACUUCCAAUAUUGUAUAUGUUAUGGUGACUCAUAUAUGGCAUUUCGCCUUCGGCGUUGUCGUCCGCGAAAAGACGACAAGCGACAAAGCGAAACACAUAAAGCAUGGAAACCUGAGGGAGUAAAGGCAAUAUUUAUCUGUACACGUUUUGACGUCAUUUCGAUUUAAACGGAUUUUCGCUUUUCGUUAUUUCGCACCGGUGGAGUUCUUCUUUCUUCUUUAGUUUGUUUCGUCAUUUCGUUUUGAUGCUUGGCAUAUUUUCGCCAAAAUGCAAAAAGACGAUAAGUUAUAAAUGAGUCACUAUAUUAUGUAGACAGGACGAAUGACAUUAUUUACAACACAAUGUCUGUAUUAGGAAAGAUCACGUGGUAUAUUAAGAUCCAAUUGAUACACGCCUAAAAAAUACACUGAUGUUAUUGUUGGUGUUUAUAGUGUAGGUAGUGUGAUAUUCUAUAUAUUGUUAUGAUGUUUGUAAAAGAGUAUAAUUUUCGUUAAAAUAAUCAAAAGCAAUAAAACCCAAAUA
Molecule: messenger RNA, 2953 nt
Organism: Mizuhopecten yessoensis (Yesso scallop)
Lineage: Eukaryota; Metazoa; Mollusca; Bivalvia; Pectinida; Pectinidae
Exons: 6
Coding region: 117-566 (149 amino acids)
Source: RefSeq, a predicted model, not a curated record